CUGCGGUCGGACAAAGUGCUCUAAGCAGUGAAGUUAUAAAGCAAAAUUCUUCCUCGCGAAACUUGUAGUGAAGUCACUAUGAUAAACUUCUUAUUACGAUUUACGAGUGUGACAUACACAGUUGGAUAGACUUCCUCUUCUUCCUCUUCGCCUCGCUCUGUGCCCAUCUUUAGCAAAUCCGCGGACAGAAUGUCAGUGGAACCGACGAAAUAUCACCAUCAAUCGUCUGUGGCAUCUACAAUUACACCAUCCAAGGGCCACUUUCGAUCUUCCUCGCUGGAGAAUAAUAUUUACACACCGAUCAAGAGUGUCACAGCCUCUUCGUCACCCCUCACAUCGCUUCAAUUACCCAACACUGGCAUCCCAUUUAGCACUGGGACCCUCAAAUCCAGGCGAGAACAGAAACGCCUUACGGACAUUGUGGCUCAGCAUCAUCGCAUGAAUUCUGUGGAUGAUCUCAAUAGUCGAAAGUCACAAUUUCGCCUUAUUCGAGACAUUUUUGAGCAGAACAAACCAGCAAAUGAUCCAACACCAACCGCUGAAAGCAAUUCUGUCACUGUUGGUGAUGCCAAGCCACCGAAAAUUCAAUCUUGCAGUGGAGUUCUAGAACAGGGGAAACAAGUGAUAAGACCCAUUGCCUUCAAGCCUAUUCCCUACACUCACGCAGAGCCAGUGAAUCAGAGAUUCAGCGACUUGGGCGAUCGCUAUGGAUCAACACCAUCACUAACUCCCAACAUUGGCAGUAAUCUGAAGUUUGGCAGCACAAGCGACUUGAGAUACAAUUGCAGUGUUGGCAACCGUAAAUCACUGCAUUGCUACAACACAUACGACAGCCUAGAAUCAAUAUCAAAGUCUCCCGACUCGAUAGCAACUAGUCACAGUACAUUCAGAAAGACAAUAAUGCCAUAUCAUCAUCACAACAAUCACCAUCAUCAUCAUCAUCAUCAGGAUCUAUUGGAUAUGACACCAUCGCCGUCAGAUUCUGGAAUAUCGGAAUUAGAGGCGGCACUGCGUGAUCGUGACUCGGAACUUGCAUACUUGCGCCAAACAAUGGAGCACAAUGAAAAAGUAAUAUUUAAAGUUCAUCAGGACAAGGAGAAACACUGGGAAGAUGAGGUGAAGCGCAUCAAAAUCAUCCACGAGAGUCGCUUGCGCGCCAAUGCGCAGAAGAUACAGAAGUUAGAGCAGAUGCUCAUGAUGCAAUCAUUUCAGCUGCGCCAGCACAAGAAGCGAUCAGCUGAAGAUAUUGAUCGACUCAACGGCACAAUAAGUGAGGUGAGAGAUCAAAAUGAGCGCUACAGAAAUGAAUUGUGUCACAUGAAGAUCACAGAAAAAGACCUCAAGGAGCAAAAUAGCGAUUUGACCGAGGAGGUGCAAAUACUCCGUCGCAUGAUUGCUGACUUCAAGACACGCCUCGAGGAGACAGACUGGGCCAUUUGUCAGAAGAGUGGUGAAACAGCCCUGCUCAAGUCACAACUCCGCGACGCUCAGAAUGACCUCAUGGCGAAAGAUCACGAGAUUGCCCAACUCCGCAUUGAGAUUCGCAACCAGAAUUGGGAAGACAAGAAUCACACAUCACACCAAAACAUCCAAGACAGUGCAAUGGACACAGCACUCGAAGUGUCUCAACUCAACAGAAUCAUCAUUCUUAAGGAUCAAGUUAUAAUGGCCAUGACGAAUGAGAUUCAGAAGCUGCGGAAGGAAUUGUCUGAUGUCUCACUGCUGCAGAGUUACGAAGGCAUUCCACCGGGUCGAAACACCGCCUGCAAAUACCGCAGAGAUAUCCUUGACUUUCUCUAUGCUGAGAACGACACAAACUCCGGAGAGGAUCGCGACAAGUGUCCAGAGAAAGAUAUCACCAAGUUUAUCAGCAAGAUCGAAGAGACCAAGAGAAACACACUGCAGGACUACCCAUUCCUCGCUAAAGUGGAAAAUAACACAGACAAGAGCAAGAAGCCAUCGCUGGACGAAAUGAAGACCAUAUUCCUCAACAAUCAGAUCUAUCCAUACGACUGCAAGGACAGCGUCAGCAAUCUCUUCAACAUGACCCUCAAUUUGCUUCAACCCUCCUCACCGGCGAAAAACCCCAGCGAUCCCGAAGAUGAGACCAGCAGUGAAACUGAGAGUAGCAAAGCAACGGACUCUCAAUCGUCAUCACCCACAUCAACAGCGGACAGCACAGUGAAGACCCUCCAGACGGAGCUCGAGGAGGCAAAGGCCAGUUUCGACCAAGAGAGAGUCAAGUGGGCUGAAGAGAAGGAGAAGGUACUCUUCUACCAGCGACAACUUCAACUCAGCUACAUGCAAAUGAUUAAGCGCACACAACUGCUCGAAGAGAGGCUCAAAACAUGUGGACUUGGUGAAGAGAGCAGUGAGAAAAUAGUAGCAUCUUAGAAAACAAUCGCACUCAAUAACUGCACUAUUAUACGCAAAUUCUCCCACGAGACUCACACACAAACUCACUUUAGAGGCAUUGAAGGCAUUAUUACAAUUUGCAUUCCGUAUUCAUAUGAGACGCUUCGCCGUACCUUGAAUGAUAGGCUUUUUGUCUUAUCUCAAUUGUGUAAUAAUCGUAAGAAAAAAAGUAUGAAAAUUACUCUCUAACAGCACAUCGAAAGAAUCAAUUGAUUCAAUAUUAUACUCUAUUCUCUCAGCACUGCGUUAUAAAUUAGAUGCACAGUACGAAAUUUGAUUAUCAGCCACAAUUUAUAUUCCAUUCUUAUUUAUUACAUGCUGUACAUAAAUGAAUUUUAGAGCAAUAAACAAAACAUUCUACUGAGAAAUUCUACCCUUUCUCGCCAAAUCAAGUGUAUAAAUUUGAGGAUUUGUUCUCAAAACAUUCCGAUAUUCCUUCUCGAGUCUCGCAAAGGUCUUGCCAAUACCACGAGGAGUUGAUCUUUUGACUUCCAUCAGUGUCUUUAGACGACUAUUCAAAGCCCUUUUCUUAGCACUUCGCGGCAUUCUUGGCGUACUUUUCAUCCUCAACA
Messenger RNA from Phlebotomus argentipes, 2987 nucleotides. Its product is annotated as leucine zipper putative tumor suppressor 2. The record is from RefSeq and is a predicted model, not a curated record. The transcript is spliced from 7 exons. The coding region runs from base 190 to 2394 and encodes 734 amino acids. Lineage: Eukaryota; Metazoa; Arthropoda; Insecta; Diptera; Psychodidae.